This is a messenger RNA of Peromyscus californicus insignis, 6754 nucleotides long. Its product is annotated as aldehyde oxidase 2. The coding region runs from base 1083 to 5087 and encodes 1334 amino acids. NCBI's taxonomy places the organism in Eukaryota, Metazoa, Chordata, Mammalia, Rodentia, Cricetidae. Gene Ontology annotation, molecular function: oxidoreductase activity; NAD binding; iron ion binding. The transcript has 36 exons. The record is from RefSeq and is a predicted model, not a curated record.
AUUGGGCGUGUUUUCUGGAGUGACUCUGUGGCAGGAGGAAGCCACAUGUGAACAGACUGAGAAGGAGGCCAGGCCCAGAGAAUCUGGGUACUUCUGGCCCACAGCCAUGUCACACAGUGAACGUUCAUCUUAGCAUCAAGGUUUUGGUGCUGGGGCUCAUGACCUCAUGAAGGAUGCUCUAGAAAAAAGAAGACUCAUCAACUCUCCCAAAACCAGACCACGGAAGCAGCUACUCACUUUACCCACAUGCAACAAGCCUUGGGCAUCACUUUAGUUAACCAGUGAAAACAGCAUAAUAUUAUUAUAGGUGGAUGCACAGUUGGAGGGUGUUUGUGUAAGCAUGGCAUCUUCUCAUCGUGGGCUGUCUGUACACUUAGCUUUGUUUCACUUAGUUCCCAGUUACUUCUGAGACACGAACUACCCGUCAUGUCUGCACUAGCCCCAGUACAUCUUCAACAGAUCAUGCUUUUCCAACAACUCUGUCUUGAGCAGACAGAAGCAAGAAGGACGUAGCGAGUCCAAGUGGGUGUGACACCGCACUCUUCACCUAAACUGGAGCACAGACUGAAUUCAUCUGCAGGUUUUCCUACGAGGCCUCCUUUACUCUGAAAGAAUGGGAAACAAGCAGAAAAAGUGGGGCGGGUGGGGUCUUGGAAGUCUACCUUCUACGGCUAGCUUUCUGAGAAGGGUGAAGUCCACCAGGAUUGAGGCAGGGUGCUGGGGUGAGACAAUGCAGAGUGGGUUUAAGCUUAGGUAGUUGUUUGUGGAUUUCUCACAACACUCUCAGAUUUCAGAGAAAGCAAGAGGAGGUAUAGGCUGCAUCCUGGCUGAGCCAGCUUCAAAGCCAGGGCUGGUGGGAGGUGAGGAAUCGGAUUAGAGGAGGCCACACAGGGCUCUGGGCUUUAAAAGGCCCUAAAGCAGAAACUCUCCACCCCCAGCUGUCCUUGCUGGGGCUCAAGGCUGCCUGCUUCCACUCAGGGAGAAUUUUUAGUUGUUUCCACCUGGCUCCUUUCUGUUCACUUCUGUAGCUGGUAUCGGAAAGGGUUUCUGCCUAGAGCCGGGAGGCGAAGCUUACUACAACUAUGCCUUGCCCAUCCCAGAGCUCCGAUGAGCUGGUGUUCUUUGUGAACAGGAAGAAGGUGACAGAGAAGAAUGUGGACCCAGAAGUCACUCUGCUGGCCUUCCUGAGAAAGAACUUACGCCUCACAGGAACCAAGUACGCCUGUGGGACAGGAGGCUGUGGGGCCUGCACUGUGAUGGUGUCUCAGCACGACCCGGUGUCCAAGAAGACAAGACACGUCUCUGUCACGGCGUGUCUGGUGCCCCUGUGCUCCCUGCAUGGGGCUGCUGUCACCACCGUGGAAGGAGUAGGAAGCGUCAGUACCAGGCUUCACCCCGUGCAGGAGAGAAUCGCCAAGAGCCACGGUACCCAGUGUGGAUUCUGCACCCCUGGGAUGGUGAUGUCUAUGUACACACUGCUCAGGAACCACCCGCAGCCCUCAGAGGAACAGCUCAUGGAAGCCCUGGGAGGUAACCUGUGCCGCUGCACUGGGUAUCGGCCAAUUCUGGAGAGUGGCAGGACCUUCUGCCUGGAGCCAAAUGGUUGUCAGCAGAAAGGACCAGGAAAAUGCUGCUUGGAUCAGAAAGAAGACGAUUCACUUGGAGGCAAAAAUGACAUUUGCACGGAACUGUUUGUGAAAGAGGAGUUCCGGCCCCUGGACCCGACCCAGGAGCUCAUAUUUCCCCCAGAACUCCUGAGGAUGGCUGAGAACCCAGAAAAGCAAACCCUGACCUUUUCCGGAGAGAGAAUUACCUGGAUCUCCCCAGGAACCCUCCAAGAUCUUUUGGCGCUGAAGGCAAAGUACCCUGAAGCCCCUCUCGUUUCCGGCAACACAUCUCUGGGACCAGCUAUGAAAUCUCAAGGACACUUUCACCCAAUUCUCCUCUCUCCUGCUGGAAUUCCUGAUCUAAGAGUGGUGACUAAGAACAGUGAUGGACUGACCAUCUUGGCUGAGAGCAUCUCUGAACUCCCGGAGGAGAAAACGCAGACCUACCGAGCUCUCCUGAAACACCUCCGGAGCCUGGCAGGACAGCAGAUCCGGAAUAUGGCGUCCUUAGGUGGACACAUUAUCAGCCGGCACUGCUACUCAGACCUGAAUCCUAUUCUCUCUGUGGGGAACGCCACCCUCAACCUGCUGUCAGAAGAAGGCACGCGGCAGAUUCCCCUCAACGGACAUUUUCUCGCUGGGUUGGCGAGCGCAGACCUGAAACCGGAGGAGAUUUUGGGAUCUGUGUACAUCCCUCACUCUCAAAAGUGGGAGUUUGUGUCCGCCUUCCGGCAAGCCCAGUGCCGUCAGAACGCUUUGCCUGAUGUGAAUGCGGGCAUGAGGGUCCGGUUCAGAGAGGGCACAGACACCAUUGAGGACCUGAGCAUCGCCUACGGAGGGGUGGGGCCCACCACCAUCAGCGCACAUGAAUCCUGCCAGCAGCUCCUCGGCAGGCACUGGAAUGCCCUCAUGCUAGACGAGGCUUGCAGGCGGCUUCUGGAUGAAGUCUCCCUCCCGGGCUCAGCUCCGGGGGGCAAAGUGGAGUUCAAGAGGACUCUGAUGGUCAGCUUCCUCUUCAAGUUCUACCUGGAGGUUCUGCAGGAGCUGAAGAAGAGAAAAAUAAAGCUGUCCUCGGAGUCCGCCGACAGCCAGCGUCGUCCAGGGAUUGAAGCGAGGCUCCUGAGCGCUCUGGAAGACUUCCAGGUCACACUCCCCCAGGGAGUCCAAACAUACCAGAGAGUAGAUCCUCGCCAACCUCUCCAGGAUCCAGUUGGACGUCCCAUCAUGCAUCUGUCAGGUCUUAAACAUGCCACAGGGGAAGCCGUAUUUUGUGAUGACAUCCCCAGGGUGGACAAAGAACUUUUCAUGGCUUUGGUGACCAGUACCAGGGCUCAUGCAAAAAUCAUCUCAAUCGAUUCAUCGGAGGUCUUGGCCCUACCUGGCGUGGUUGAUGUAAUAACAGCUGAAGACAUUCCAGGCACCAAUGGUGAUGAGGAGGACAAAUUACUGGCUGUAGAUGAGGUGCUCUGUGUGGGUCAGAUCAUCUGUGCUGUGGUCGCAGAGACUGAUGUUCAGGCAAAACGAGCCACUGAAAAGAUGAAAAUCACCUACGAGGAUCUGAACCCUGUGAUUUUCACCAUCGAGGAUGCCAUAAAACACAAUUCGUUCCUGUGCCCUGAAAAGAAGCUCGAGCAAGGAAACAUUGAGGAGGCAUUUGGAAACGUGGAUCAGAUAGUUGAAGGAGAGGUCCAUGUUGGAGGGCAAGAACAUUUCUACAUGGAAACACAGAGAGUGCUCGUUAUUCCAAAGACAGAAGACAAAGAACUGGACAUGUAUGUGUCCACACAAGAUCCAGCCCACGUGCAGAAAACAGUAUCUUCUACUUUAAACAUCCCCAGCAACAAGAUCACCUGCCACGUGAAACGAGUGGGUGGGGGUUUUGGAGGAAAAGUGGGGAAACCAGCCGUGUUCGGGGCGAUUGCUGCAGUGGGGGCCGUCAAAACUGGCCGUCCCAUUCGUCUUGUUCUGGACCGUGAAGAUGACAUGUUAGUAACUGGGGGAAGGCAUCCAUUAUUUGGAAAAUAUAAAGUGGGAUUCAUGAACAGUGGACGAAUCAAAGCCCUAGACAUUGAGUGCUACGUCAAUGGAGGAUGCACAUUGGACGACUCAGAGCUGGUAACAGAAUUUCUUAUACUAAAGCUGGAAAAUGCAUACAAGAUCCGCAACCUCAGAUUCCGGGGCCGUGCAUGCAUGACGAAUUUACCAUCCAAUACAGCCUUUCGUGGGUUUGGCUUCCCACAGGGAGCCCUGAUAACAGAAUCUUGUAUCACAGCUGUGGCAGCCAGAUGUGGGCUUCCACCAGAAAAGAUUAGGGAGAAAAACAUGUACAAAACAGUGGAUAAAACCAUCUACAAACAAGCUUUCAGCCCCGAGCCCCUGAUAAGGUGCUGGAACCAGUGUCUGGACCACUCUUCCUUCCACAUCAGAAGGACAGAAGUGGAAGAGUUCAACCGGAAGAGCUACUGGAAGAAGAGGGGCAUCGCCAUCAUCCCCAUGAAGUUCUCGGUCGGCUUUGCUGCAACGAGCUACCACCAGGCAGCUGCACUUGUUCAUAUCUACACCGAUGGGUCUGUGUUGGUUGCUCAUGGAGGCAAUGAACUGGGACAAGGUAUUCACACCAAAAUGUUACAGGUGGCCAGCCGCGAAUUGAAAAUACCCAUGUCUCACAUGCACAUCUGUGAAACGAGCACCGCUGUGGUGCCCAAUACGAUUGCUACGGCAGCGUCCAUCGGCUCCGAUGUCAACGGCAGAGCUGUGCAGAAUGCCUGUCAGAUCCUUCUGAAACGUCUUGAGCCCGUCAUUAAGAAAAAUCCAGAAGGUACAUGGAAAGACUGGAUAGAAACAGCCUUUGAACAAAGAAUCAGUCUUUCAGCCACUGGAUACUUCAGGGGCUACAAGGCCUUCAUGGACUGGGAGAAGCAGGAGGGAGACCCAUUCCCAUACUACGUCUAUGGCGCUGCAUGUUCUGAGGUUGAAAUUGACUGCCUGACAGGGGCUCACAAGAAAAUCAGAUCAGACAUUGUCAUGGAUGCAUGUUGCAGCCUGAAUCCGGCCAUUGAUGUUGGGCAGAUAGAAGGCGCAUUUAUUCAAGGAAUGGGCCUUUAUACCACGGAAGAGCUGCACUAUUCUCCGGAAGGUGUCUUGUACUCCAGGAGCCCAGAGGAGUACAAAAUUCCAACCGUCACUGAUGUCCCUGAGCAGUUCAAUGUGGCCUUGCUGCCCUCAUCUCAGACGCCGCUCACCAUCUACUCGUCUAAGGGCCUGGGGGAAUCUGGGAUGUUCUUGGGGUCAUCUGUGUUUUUCGCCAUUGCUGAUGCUGUGGCUGCGGCACGGAGAGAAAGAGACCUAGCCGAGGACUUCGCGGUACACAGCCCAGCCACGCCAGAGCGGGUGCGCAUGGCCUGUGCGGAUCGGUUCACAGACAUGAUCCCAAGAGAUGACCCGAAGACAUUUAAACCUUGGUCUAUACCUAUAGCUUAAGCUGCUGUCGUUUCCUGAGAGAUAUUUCCGUACUCAAGCGAAAAGACGGCUUCAUCGUAACUGGACUCCAAAUUGAUAUUCCUAUACUAUUGGGUGGGAGGGAGGGGUGAGUCAUAUCACAAAGUCUAGAACCAUUAUUCAAAUCUAACUACAUUAGCAAGAUAAAUCAUUUCUUACAAAUCAUUCACUUAGUGUCCUUAGCCUCGAGGCCACCAGACAAGCACAGCCGCGCUCUCGAAGCAUGUUUAAUGAUUUGCCUCUAAAAAAAAAACUGAGUAAAUGUUGCUGCGGAAGGACCAAAGAGGAGACCCCGUGUGCAGACGCCAUCUUUGCCUGAAAAACUCUCCCAACAGAUAAACAUGGCAUUCCUUUAUCCAGGGAUGCUUUGGAUGCAGGAGACACUGAGCCCCAGCAGGGCAUAGUUUCUGUGAGGUUUGGAUUUCUUUUCACCAGGGAUGGGCUGUUGUGGGUCUGUGUACGUGCAUUUAACAGAAGAGAAGUGGUGUUUUGUGUUAGAUGACUAUUCAGCACAUGAGCAUUCCCUUUGAAAUUUGAAGGGGAAAAACAAUAUACAGACUUUUGAAUGCAGUAUCACAAAAUGUUUUGCUUUUAUUUAUUUCUGUGGGCUUUUUGUGGAGGAGAUUGUUUGUUUUGUUCUUUGUGUUUUGUUUUACUUUCUAUGAAAAACAUCUGCUAUGACAUCAGAGCUUCAGAAAUACUGGAUGACUCGGUUUCCCAUGCACUGAAAUAGGUAACAGGGUGAGUGAAUCAUAAAUUGUAAUCAACCUCGAGCUGAGCUGGGGUUUCAGAUAUUUAGGAGUUAAAAUGUAGGUUGGUGAUGGAGGGUUUGCCUAGUAUGUCCUACAUCAGUCCUGAGUUUGAUCCCCAGCACAACAAAAACUAAAAACAAUAAAUGAUAGAAUAUGCAGGGUCCAUGGAAGUCCAGUCUGGGUUUUAAGAGCUUUCAAAGGAGGAGAAACCAGCAUAUAAAUUGACCAGAAAGUCGAGGAGAAAGCCAGCAGUCAGGGUUCAUAUGUCCUAGUGGAUGGUCUAGAAGUGGGCGGAGAAGGUGAGGUUGAGCUGAGAGCAGAAGGUAACUGGUGAGUGGUGCAUGAUGGGAAGCCCAGGGGUCCCGGAGUCAGCUCAUGUCACUUAGGGACACAGAUGCAUUGGCUUGCAGGGACCAGAGCACAGCUGUCCACAGGUCCAUCUGCUGACUUUAGAGGUUCCCCGGCCACAGGAUUCCCAUGGAGAAAGCGAGCAGAGGAACAGAAGACAGACUCUGGAGCAGAAGGCAGAGGCAGGACAAGCUAAGGCACGAGGGCAGAAGGGCCAGCGAGCUUUCCGGAGGUGGCUGAGGUAGAAAUUUGAAAUUAAUAAAACAAAUCUAAGCUCUCUUGAAAACAAAUUCCUUAGCUGAACAAUAACAAAAAUUUGCUUUAUCAUUUGUAUUAUUUUUAAAUGGUUAUCCAUAUAGUUGAGUUUUUUGGUUUUUUAUUUUUUAAUUUGGUUUCUUGGGGAUAAGGGUAGUUACUGGAAAUGUAUUUUCUUUGGUAGUCCUUCUAAACACCAAAAUGAGUGGGGUCUUGCAUACAAAUUACUCCUGUAAAUUGAUGUACUAGAAUCUGGAGAGUAUAAAUCUUAAUAAAGUCCUGUUUUAAAUCACA